Miscanthus lutarioriparius is the source of this 786-nucleotide messenger RNA. NCBI's taxonomy places the organism in Eukaryota, Viridiplantae, Streptophyta, Magnoliopsida, Poales, Poaceae. The record is from the annotation of a GenBank genome assembly.
AUGAAGGUGAAGCUGCUUUUUCCGUACGCUGUGUCCUGCGUGUUCGGCGGCAUGGGCCGCGCCUGGGGCAUGGCUAUGGUCGGGCUCCACGUUGUGCUCUGCAUCAUCAAGGUCCUCUCCUUCACUACAGAUCCCGAGGUGGCCCGCUUCUGGGUACCGAUCUUCCGCGUCUGGGUGUACCUGGGCAUCGCCGCGAUCGUGCUCAUGACGUGCGUGAACAUCGUCUACUACAUGCCCGUGUAUGGGGUGUACACCAUGAACUACGAUCUGCCGCCGCAGCAGCCGGCGGCAGCGAUUUCUUUGCUUGUGCUAGAUCAUCUCUUUUCAAUUUGUUUAGGCACCACUAGAAAUUUGGAAGAUGCUUCAGGUGCUUCUGGUUUUGUUAUUAAAUGUAUGCUAAAACAAUCGUUUUUUACACAAUGCUAUUCUUUGCCUAUGCAAGACCUCGGUUUCCAUGGCACCACUGGAAACUGGAAGAUGGUUCAGAUUAUCCUCUCCUUGAUGCUAGAAUCUAAUGAAGACAUUCCUAGCAUUCACUCAUCUCCAAAUGAAGCUGCACUUGAUAUAGCUGGUCCAAUUACAAGGAGUAGAGCUAAACAAUUGGAGAAGGAAAUUCAUUCUCAGGUGAACGCUAACCUUAUGCUUAAUAAUCAGAUUACAUUGAAUGAACCUAUGCUUUUGAGUACUUGUUUCAAUGUUCUUAGGAAUGAUGGAGUGCACGAACAAGCAUGGGAUGAUGAUGGACUCUGCCCGCCAAAUAUAUGCAUGGAACCUGGACGUGUAUGA